UGCGGCGCUGCGAACAUUAUUGUUAUUGAACAUAUUUUUUGUUUAGAUCGUUUAUUAUGUCGUAAUAAACUAGUUUUAUAAGCCAGAGUACAAAUGUAUUGCUGUAAUCGAUCGAAUUUAAAAAAUAUCCUUUGAUUCGUGCUCAAGGUUCAUUGGAAUAUCGGAUAAAUUAUGUCAGGAAUGGCGCCAAUGCGUCGCCAUUUUUAUAAAACUUUAGCCAGUCCGUAAAUCGAGAAGGCUGUGGGGAGGAAGAAUUCUGAUAAAGGUCGCGUGCUCGACGGAAACUUGCACGAAAAACCAGCAAAACGCGUGAAUAAUGUGCUGGUCGUAAGUAUAAUUUCGUUCCGUGCUAUCGCGAAUCGAUUUGGAUAGUUUUUGGUCAUGAAACGCAGGGCCUAUGGCAUGGGACUUCCGUUUAAUGAACAGGAACAGGAAGUUCCUCGCGAUCUGAGAUGGCAAAAUAAAAACAUCCUGUAUCGAAGGAAAUUUCGAAAAAUAAGCGUGCGAUGCUUUUGUGAUUUAGAAAAGGAAUAAAGUGAUCGGGAUAGCGCGUUUCUUUCGAGUUGAGUUCCGUUUCAAUUUUUACGACCUACUUUCAAUUUCGGUGCCUCAAGGUCGAAGUACAAUGACUGAUACUUGGAAAAUGGAACAUUCGGAGCCGACCCUAUUCAUUCGGAAAAGUCGGUGGCACCGUUUAAAUAUUAUGGAUAAUUUGAUUUUAGUGUGCAUCAGAGAGAGGGGAAUUGAGUUCGAUAUACAAACAUGCAAGCUGAGAGUAUCUGUGCCAAUGAUAUCGAGGGACUGGACGAAGACACUCUCAUACCAGUUGAAAUUUUAUCUUGCGAUGUCUCCCAACGUUCACGUUCUCAAGAUGCCUUAUCAAUAGUAGAAUUAGGAAAACAAUUAUUACUUAGUGCAAAAAAUGGAGACACAGAGACUGUUCGUGAACUUAUGUGUAGAGGAGCACCCUUCACGACAGACUGUCUUGGAACCAGUGCUUUGCAUUUGGCAGCACAAAAUAAUCACACAGAAACUGCAGAAGUUUUGCUCAGGGCAGGAAUAUCCAGAGAUGCAAGAACCAAGGUGGACAGAACACCACUGCAUAUGGCCGCUUAUGAAGGUCAUCAUCAGAUGGCACAGUUAUUGUUGAAUUAUGGAGCUGAUGUUGAUAGUAGAGAUAUGCUUAAGAUGACUCCUUUACAUUGGGCAGUAGAAAGAGAACAUAUAGAAGUGAUGCAUGUUUUAUUGGAACAUGGUGCAGAUGCAAACGCAACUAGUAAAUUUGAUAAGACACCGAUUAGCCUAGCUUUGGAGCAUGAUAGACUAGACUUGGUGGACAUACUCCAGCAAGAACGAGAAAUUAUAGGAAUACAAGCCCAACAACAAAAUCAAGCUACUUCUGCAGAACUAGAAGUGGCAACUCACAAUUUAAUUCAACUGGAAGCAGAAGCGGAAGCAGAAGCAGAAGCAGCAAAUGAAGAACAAGAGAAACUGGAACUUGCGCAACAACAAUCGCAAUCAAAACGUAAAAAUACUCAAGGCAAUAAAAAACCGAGAAUGAUUCUUCAACAAAUUCAUGUACCGCCAUCUACUGAAAUGGAACCAGAAAAAGAAAUGAAGGAUGCAGAAGAAAUUAUUAAUACGAAUAAUGUUAACGCUAAUAAAAAACGUAAAGAUGUAACAACAAUGAGUGGAGUCAACAAACAAUUCAGGUUAUUAGAAGCACAUGGAAUUACAAUGAUACCGAUGGAUGAUGAUGCAUCCAUUGUGGAGAAUGCAAUGGAAAGUGGAAGAACUGUUGUUCUUACAGAGGCUGGUAAACUUGCCUUAAAUCUGACAAGAGGCUCUCCGUUAAGUAUGAAACGUCUUCAAGUAACUUCAAGAAGAGGAACUCCAAGAAAAGUGAUAGCUAUACGAGCAGAUCAGAUUUUAAAUCAAAAUGCACCUAGCCUUACAUCCCGUGGCCCGAACAUAUUAAAAAGAUCUUCCGUAGAUAAUAAAGCUGGAAAAUUAUUUAUUUCUUCUCUUUCUACUAAUAUGACUGUUCCAACUUUAACGCAAUCUCAAUAUACAACAGCGUCAGAAAACAAAAUAGUCACUUCAUCUUCCAAGAUAACAGAACCAAUCAUUUUACAACUGGAUGAUGAUAUAGAAGAAGUUAUAGAAGAAGAUAAUACAGAUAAUAAUGAGCCAGUAAUGGAUAUAGCAGUGCUUAAUAGACAGUUAGCAGAAGCUCGAAGACAAGCCGCCGAAUAUCGCAAGCAAUUGCAAAAAAAAGAGGAAGAAGCUGAAAUAUACAAACAGCAACUUAAAAACAUCGCAUCUCAAAGAAAAUCCAAAUAAUUUUAAAUAAGUAAAUUCUCUCCGCAUGGUUUCAUCUUACAAUAAGCGCAAGCAUUUUCUUUUUUUAUUACAAACUUAAUCGACGAAUUUUGUAGUAUUGCUCAAUUUUUUUUAUAUACAAGUGAACUUGCAUAAACAACUGAUAACUUAUGCGAAUCAUACUAUCUACUCACAUAUUAUCUCUUAUAUACAUCAUUCAAUACAUAAACUUAUAUUAAUUUAAUAUGUGCAUACUUUUAUAAAGGUGCAUUUAAAAUAAUUAAUGAUGAAGCUAGAUUGAAAAUGAAAAUAAUUUCUGUAAAAAGAACUUACAUACAUAAUUGACAUAAGAGUGCUUUCUACAUAAUGUCUCCUAAAUGUAAUAAAAAAAUCCUAAUCUUUUGGAUAUAGUAAAAAAAUAUCAAUUUGCUAUAUUUUCCUAUAUAUUUGCCUUAGUACAUAGAAUACGAGAUAAAAUAUUUAUUUAUUCUUUUUCUAUAUUAUACAAUAAUAAUCAUUUAUAAAUAGCAUUCAUUAAUGUAUUCUGCAGCAUAUGUAGGUAUACGCAUACAAUUAUACAAACGAAAUGCAUUCGGCAUGAAUUAUAAGUUUAAUAUAAUAAAUGUACACAGAUGCAUAGCAGGGUACUUGUAAAUUUAACGUAGCCAUCUAUUAAAGAUGUUUCUUUAAAUUUUUACCAUUUUACAUUAAGAGUACAAAAUGUGGAAAGCAAAUGAUUCAAGAUUUUUCAUGAAUGUAACAUAAAAGAUGUGUUUACGAAAUAAAUUUAUAUUACAAAGAGACACACUAUCACUUGACAUAUUACACUGAUUUAACAAAAAUAGUUGCAUUUCAAAUAUUUUCAUAGCGACGUUCAUAUAUUUGUACUAAAAGUGAAUUGUGCUCGUUGUUAUGAAAGUAUAUAACAACAAAUGGAAAUUUGGAUACUUAAAUAGAAGGAUUGGUGCUAACAUAAAAUGAAAAUUGCAAAUAUAAAAUGGAAUGUGUUUUUGCGUUUAUAAGAUAUCAAAUAUCUUUAUCAAAUUCUAUACGAAAUAGAGUAUUUUACUCGGAUAUACAUACAAACAAAGAAAACCUCAAUAACGAUGGUACGAAACAUUAGGGAAUGCAAUAAUGCAGAUAUAAGAAAUAAAAAUUUUUUCAAAUAAUGUAUAUUGUAAAUACGACUUUAUAUACAUACAUACAUCAAUAAAAAAUGUUAUUUA
Molecule: messenger RNA, 3548 nt
Organism: Vespula pensylvanica (western yellowjacket)
Lineage: Eukaryota; Metazoa; Arthropoda; Insecta; Hymenoptera; Vespidae
Gene: Atac3
Product: GA-binding protein subunit beta-1
Exons: 7
Coding region: 763-2343 (526 amino acids)
Biological process (GO): positive regulation of transcription by RNA polymerase II
Cellular component (GO): nucleus
Molecular function (GO): transcription cis-regulatory region binding; protein binding
Source: RefSeq, a predicted model, not a curated record